GUUUUUUUCUAUAUCGUACCAUGACUACAUUCUUACAUUUUCUUGCCAUCAGCCCAGGCCGCUAAGUGCAGGACUCGCCUGCAUAGUUUCCAACAUGAGACCGAGGCAACACCAUUGACGGAAGUUGUUGCUUACUCCCGCCUUACAGCUUUGAGCCUUUUUUUCCAGGCCUAGCUGAAAUCAUCUGUCAAUGAACCUGAUGGUCAAAGUAUACCUUGUAUCAGGGGCGGGGCUCCUCCUCUUUUGGCUUCUCUUUAUGCUCUUUUUCGGCAACAGCCGCUAUAGACACAUACGUACAUUCUACAAAUACUCGCUCAAGCUCAGUUUGCUCAUCCCGUUCUUCUACCUCGCCAUUCUCACCACAUCCUUGACCAUUUUUUUCCGGGAUACUUAUCCGUUCCUACCGGCUGACCAAUGGGGUAUUCGGUGGUUUCUGGUAUGGACCAUCAUCGUGGUAAACUACGCUGUCACCUUUGCCGCAGUGUUUGUACGCCCCGUGCGGGUCACCCAAGGGAAUGUGGCAGCGAUGCAUGUGAAAUUCCCUCCCAACCAGCUUAUUUUCUUUCCCGACGCAGUGUGUUCCACGUGUAUGCUUGCCAAGCCAGCGCGGUCCAAGCACUGUUCACUCUGCGGCGGCUGCUUUGCAUUCUACGACCACCAUUGUAUUUGGUUGAACAACUGCGUUGGUCUCGGAAAUUAUAAAUGGUUUGCCGGGUUUCUCGUGUCGAACAUCCUGAUUAUGUGCUACGGGAUGGCGCUCACAGGGAAAGUUAUCCUCCAGCAGUUCCCGGGGCUUGACUUUCCAGAGCUGUCGCGGAACGCGGUUUUCCGGUUUGUUCAGAAAUCCUGGCUGGUUAUGAAGUCGACUCCUCAGAAUAAAAAUAACGGGACGCUAUUGUUGCUUUGUGUGCUCUUUGCCAUGGUGUUGUUUGCAUUUACGGGCGAGCAUCUCCGCAUGGUAUACGUUGGGGCCACCACCAACGAGCAAGACAAGUGGGGGUACAUUCAGUAUCUCAUCCAGCUAGAAUGUUUGUACAGACUUGAGACGGGAACCUACCUUGGAGAGAGGUAUUUUGAGCGGAUUGGCCCGCACGACCUGGGGCUCUUGUCUCUCAGGAGCAACGAACAGGUACCAGGCUUGCACGUGUCUCGUCUUGUGAAAAUUGACAACAUUACGGAAGUGAAUAAUAUUUACGAUGACGGUUUUUGCCGCAACUUUAUGAAGCGAAUGGAAUGAGAAAAUACUAAAGACUGUAUAAAGGGUAGUUUGGUGCGUUUACAGCAAAGGAUCCAAUAACGUGAUUCAAUAGACACAAUCCGCUACAAAACGGCCAUAGGUUAUUUGCCAAAUCAGCUAACAUGUUGUUGAUUCUACUGUCUUUGAUUAAACGUAUGUCUAAUCGAG
Molecule: messenger RNA, 1405 nt
Organism: Babjeviella inositovora NRRL Y-12698
Lineage: Eukaryota; Fungi; Ascomycota; Pichiomycetes; Serinales
Product: palmitoyltransferase
Exons: 1
Coding region: 191-1237 (348 amino acids)
Biological process (GO): protein targeting to membrane; peptidyl-L-cysteine S-palmitoylation
Cellular component (GO): endoplasmic reticulum; Golgi apparatus
Molecular function (GO): protein-cysteine S-palmitoyltransferase activity
Source: RefSeq, a predicted model, not a curated record